Trichomycterus rosablanca is the source of this 4290-nucleotide messenger RNA. RefSeq names its product ATPase phospholipid transporting 11A (gene atp11a). The record is from RefSeq and is a predicted model, not a curated record. Gene Ontology annotation, biological process: phospholipid translocation. Gene Ontology annotation, cellular component: endoplasmic reticulum; plasma membrane; recycling endosome. The transcript has 30 exons. Gene Ontology annotation, molecular function: ATP binding; ATPase-coupled intramembrane lipid carrier activity; magnesium ion binding. NCBI's taxonomy places the organism in Eukaryota, Metazoa, Chordata, Actinopteri, Siluriformes, Trichomycteridae. The coding region runs from base 366 to 4007 and encodes 1213 amino acids.
CACAGCUAGAUGAGCCGCGGUAAAGAAGACUGAGCAACACCUGCGCAAGAAACGAGACCACAGCACUAAGACUAGCGCCAAAAACCUGUAUAAACCCGGCUCUACUUCAAUAAAUCAUUCCAGUGCGCGCAUGAUACAGAAAACACGCAAAUGAUGAGCGCGUUUCGGCUCCGCGGCUGGUUGUUAAGCGUCUGCGGAAGAAAAUAAAUUCUGAACCGGUUUGUUUUUAAUCCGAACAGAAAGAUCGCGGGACAGUCAUGGAUCAGAGAGCAGAUAGAAAGAUCAGCUAGCGUUUUCACAUCCCCGAUCCUAAAUCAGAAGAAAAAACAAGAUCGAGAUUAGCCGGUGCCAGGCGGAGAAGAGCUAUGGAUUUCAGUACCAUCCGGAACCUCAUCAGCCGAUAUUGUGUAGGGGAGGAGAACUGGGUGGACAACAGGACAGUGUAUAUUGGAAACAAACAGCCACCCCCUGGCACUGAGGCCUACAUCCCUCAGAGGUUCCCUGACAACAGAAUCGUCUCCUCCAAGUACACUUUUUGGAACUUUGUUCCGAAAAAUUUGUUUGAACAGUUUAGAAGAAUUGCAAAUUUCUACUUCCUCAUCAUCUUUCUUGUGCAGUUAAUCAUUGACACUCCCACCAGUCCCAUCACCAGUGGUUUGCCCCUCUUUUUUGUAAUCACUGUCACCGCCAUUAAACAGGGCUAUGAGGACUGGCUCAGGCACAAAGCGGACAAUGGCAUCAACCAGUGUCCUGUUAACGUUGUCCAGCAGGGCAAAAUUAUCCGCAAGCAGAGUCGCAAACUGCAGGUGGGUGAUGUGGUGUUGGUUAAGGAGGAUGAGACGUUCCCCUGUGACCUUAUCCUGCUGUCGACCAGCCGAGACGACGGCACGUGUUUUGUCACCACAGCCAGCUUGGAUGGCGAGUCGAGUCAUAAGACCUAUUAUGCAGUUCAGGACACAAAGGCCUUUAACACAGAGAGGGAGGUGGACACACUACAAGCCACUAUAGAAUGUGAACAACCCCAGCCAGACCUCUACAAAUUUGUGGGGCGCAUCAAUAUUUAUUUGGAUCGAGAUGAGCCCAUUGCAAGACCUCUGGGCUCAGAAAACCUGCUGCUGCGAGGGGCCACGCUGAAAAACACGGAUUUCAUAUACGCUGUGGCUAUUUAUACGGGCAUGGAGACGAAAAUGGCCCUGAACUACCAGUCCAAAUCCCAGAAACGCUCUGCUGUUGAAAAAUCUAUGAAUGCGUACUUGGUUGUUUAUCUUUGCAUCCUGAUCAGUAAAGCGCUGAUCAAUACCACCCUCAAGUACAUCUGGCAGGCUGAUCCCAACAGAGACGAGCCUUGGUACAACCAAAAAACGGAGACCGAGCGACAGCGGCACAUACUGAUUCGAGCAUUCACAGACUUCCUCGCCUUCAUGGUCCUCUUCAACUAUAUCAUUCCUGUGUCCAUGUACGUGACGGUGGAGAUGCAGAAGUUUCUUGGCUCUUACUUUAUUACAUGGGAUGACGAGAUGUUUGAUGAGGAGCUGGGAGAGGGCGCUCUCGUUAACACGUCUGAUCUUAAUGAGGAACUUGGCCAGGUGGAGUAUGUCUUCACAGAUAAAACCGGAACGCUGACAGAAAACAACAUGGAGUUCAUCGAAUGCUGUGUGGACGGCCAUGUGUAUGUGCCACAUGCCAUCACGUGCAACGGGCAGGUUAUGUCCGGAGCCUCCAGCAUUGACAUGAUCGACUCUUCACCCAACGUUGAGAGAAAGGACCAUGAGGAGCUGUUUUUCCGGGCACUGUGUUUAUGCCACACGGUGCAGGUAAAAGAGGAAGAAACAGUGGACAGCAUUAAGAGAGGCAUUCACCAGGGCAAAUCCACGUCCUUUUACAUUUCCUCCUCUCCUGAUGAGGUUGCACUGGUGGAGGGUAUGAAGAGGCUGGGCUUUACCUACCUGCGUUUGAAGGACAACCACAUGGAGAUCCUCAACAGGGAAGAUGAGAUUGAGAGAUUUGAAUUGAUGGAGGUGUUGACUUUCGACUCAGUGAGAAGGAGAAUGAGUGUAAUCGUCAGGUCUACCUCAGGGGAGUUCUACCUGUUCUGCAAAGGUGCCGACUCGUCAAUUUUUCCCCGGGUCGUCUCGGGGAAAGUCGACCAGGUCCGGGCUCGUGUAGAGAGGAAUGCAGUGGAGGGUUUACGGACCCUUUGUGUAGCCUAUAAAAAGCUGAGUCGAGAAGAGUAUGAUGAUGUGUGCCAUCUCAUCAGAAAUGCUAAGCUAGCUCUGCAGGAUCGUGACAGAAAACUGGCUGAGGCUUAUGAUGUCAUCGAGAGGGAUUUUAUCCUGCUAGGUGCAACAGCCGUCGAGGACCAGUUACAAGACAAAGCUGCAGACACUAUUGAAUCUCUUCACAAAGCUGGCAUGAAGGUGUGGGUUCUCACUGGGGAUAAGAUGGAGACGGCGGCAGCCACGUGUUACGCGAGUAAACUGUUCCGGCGGAACACACAGAUCCUCGAGCUUACCACCAAAAGGACGGAGGAGCAAAGUCUGCACGAUGUGCUGUUUGACCUAAGCAGAACUGUACUGAGGCAGCAUGGUACCAUGAGCAGAGAUAACUUCUCUGGCCUCUCUAAUGAGUUCCAGGACUACGGGCUGAUCAUCGACGGAGCCACUCUUUCUGCCGUGUUAAAGCCACAGCAGGACGGCAGCGGCAACAUGGGGAACUAUAAGGAACUCUUUCUGGAGAUCUGCAGGAACUGUAGCGCUGUACUCUGCUGCCGCAUGGCACCUCUCCAGAAGGCACAGAUUGUUAAGAUGAUCAAAACAUCAAAAGAGCAUCCCAUCACUCUGGCCAUUGGAGACGGAGCCAAUGACGUCAGCAUGAUCCUAGAAGCUCAUGUGGGCAUCGGCAUCAUGGGAAAGGAGGGCAGACAAGCUGCACGCAACAGUGACUAUGCAAUUCCAAAGUUUAAACACCUAAAGAAGAUGCUGCUGGUGCACGGACACUAUUACUAUAUCAGAAUAUCUGAGCUGGUGCAGUACUUCUUCUACAAGAAUGUAUGCUUCAUCUUCCCUCAGUUCCUGUACCAGUUCUUCUGUGGCUUCUCCCAGCAGCCUCUGUAUGACACUGCAUAUCUUACCCUGUACAAUAUCAGCUUCACCUCGCUGCCCAUCCUGCUGUACAGCCUGAUGGAACAGCACAUCAACAUGGACAUCCUAAAACGGGACCCCUCUCUUUACAGGGACAUUGCGAAGAAUUCUUUGCUGCAGUGGCCCAUAUUCAUCUACUGGACAUUUCUGGGGGUAUUUGAUGCCAUGGUUUUCUUUUUCGGUGCUUUCUUCCUGUUUGACAACACCACCUUCACCAGCAACGGCCAGCUAAUGGCCACAAACACGCAGAUGAUGUUUGGAAACUGGACGUUUGGCACGCUGGUGUUCACAGUGCUGGUAUUUACAGUCACGUUAAAGCUGGCUCUUGACACGCACUACUGGACCUGGAUAAACCACUUUGUGAUAUGGGGGUCACUGCUCUUCUACGUGAUCUUCUCACUCCUCUGGGGCGGCAUCAUUUGGCCGUUCCUGAACUACCAGAGGAUGUACUAUGUUUUCAUGCAAAUGUUGGCGAGUGGCCCGGCGUGGCUCAGCAUCAUUCUGCUCAUUGUGGUCAGUCUGCUGCCUGACGUGAUAAAGAAAGUGCUGUGCAGGGCACUGUGGCCCACCACCACCGAAAAAAUACAGAAUGCAGAUAAGCUUUACAAUGGUCAGCUGUCAGAGUUCACCCCUCUGCCCUCCCUCCACGCUACACCUGUCCGCAGACGAGGCGGCCAGGGUGACGAGGGCAGGAGCCACGCUCAGCGCAGGUCUGACUCUUCUCCUCGCAAGAAAUUGAUGUACACCCGUUGGGGAGGUAGCCCUGACUACUGCACUUUCCGUCCUUUCUUCCACUUUGGGAAUAACCCCGGGCUGCCCGGGAAGGCGUACCCCUACAGCGCACCCGGGCCUGGAACUUCUAUCUAAAUUAAAGUCCAAGCUGACUUAGUGUUAGGUUUCGGUCUAGUUUGGAUUGCCGGUGUUGAAGCUGGCAUACGUUUAUGACACUGAUCUUGAAUUGAAACCGAUGUUGUCGGAUUGUAAAGUACACUUGAAUCGCACACUGUUCACCAUGGCAACACACAGCAACAAGCUGGGUGUUUAUUGGUGCUUGGAGUGAGGCUGGAUUGGCCUGGUGGCUCUGUAGGAGUGUUUAGCUCUGUGUUAAGAUACCUUGUGACCCUUAUUCAUGUGUGUUUGUAUGUGUUAC